Neltuma alba is the source of this 504-nucleotide messenger RNA. Its product is annotated as LYR motif-containing protein At3g19508-like. Bases 79 to 327 code for a protein of 82 amino acids. The transcript is spliced from 2 exons. Lineage: Eukaryota; Viridiplantae; Streptophyta; Magnoliopsida; Fabales; Fabaceae. The record is from RefSeq and is a predicted model, not a curated record.
CAAAACUCAAGCUGCUUAUUAAUAUUAUUGUCCGAGGCAAGUGAUCUGGGUCGUGACCAUUUUGCGAGGACAAAGCAAAUGGAGAAGGCGCUAAGAGCAUACAUGGAGGUUCUGAGGCUAGUGAGGCGUUUGCCGAAGGACACUAGACCUUAUUACGCCAAGUACGCACGCGAGAACUUCGUCAAUUACCGAGACGUGGAUGCUGCAGAUUCUACUGCUCUUGAGGAUCUCUUCAGCCGCACCUAUCGCCAUUCCUUGUGGGUUCUCGAUAAGUAUUCGGUGGACAAAUCUGCUGCGGAUAGGUUGAAGGACAUCUGCUGCUCGUGACCCGCACGCUUGCCCACCAAGUGUUUGUUUGUAUUCCUCAAAGGAAAAAUAGAAAGCUUACUUUGUUGCCUAGCAUGAUUGUUUCUUGCUAUAGAUGUGAGAUUGUUACGACUACGCGGGGAUAGCUUGCAUUUUUUUCAUCUUUUAAAAGAGAGAAUUCCUUAAUAAUGUUCUGCU